Messenger RNA from Populus trichocarpa (black cottonwood), 1450 nucleotides. RefSeq names its product protein RGF1 INDUCIBLE TRANSCRIPTION FACTOR 1. The record is from RefSeq and is a predicted model, not a curated record. NCBI's taxonomy places the organism in Eukaryota, Viridiplantae, Streptophyta, Magnoliopsida, Malpighiales, Salicaceae. The transcript has 4 exons. Bases 288 to 953 code for a protein of 221 amino acids.
UCAUUCAAGAACCCCCAUUUAAUUUCUCCCAGCCGCCUCCAUUUCUCAAAGACCCAAAGGCUUCUCCCUUCUUUUCUUAGCACCCGACACAAACUCAACACACAUACAUACACGCACAAAAACUCUCCCUCUCCCUCUCCCUCUCCCUCUCCCUGCUUAGUACAAACCAAGAAGUUUCAUUAUUUUCUUCAGUCUCUCUAAGACCAGGUUGACCAUUCUCUCUUUAGUCAUUCAAGCUGGCGAUCGAAAACCAAGAAACCACUAUUAAGCCCAAGAACAGAAGAAUAAUGGGAGCUGGAGGACCUGAUGAUGAGGACCACAGGUGGCCGCCAUGGCUAAAACCUUUGUUGCGCGAGAGAUUCUUUGUUCAAUGUAAGAUGCACGCUGAUUCACACAAGAGUGAAUGCAACAUGUAUUGUUUGGAUUGUAUGAGUGGUGCUCUUUGCUCUCUCUGCCUUGCCUACCACAAGGAUCACCGUGCUAUUCAGAUAAGGAGGUCCUCAUACCAUGAUGUGAUAAGGGUUUCUGAAAUACAGAAGGUGCUAGACAUCACUGGUGUCCAAACUUAUGUUAUCAACAGUGCUAGAGUUGUGUUUUUGAACGAGAGGCCUCAGCCAAGGCCUGGAAAAGGUGUAACCAACACCUGCGAGGUCUGCGAGCGCAGCCUCCUCGAUUCCUUCCGCUUCUGCUCUCUUGGGUGCAAGAUUGUUGGUACUUCAAAGAACUUCCAGAAGAGGAAGAAACAACAAAUGUCCAUGGCAUCGGAUUCGGAGGACUCUUAUAGCAGCAGCAGCAGUCAUGGGCAGUACAUGAAGACGAAGAACAAUGACAACAAAGUGCAGAGCUUCUCCCCCUCUACACCACCUCCAACGCCUGCUAGUCACCGGGCAGCAAAGCGAAGAAAGGGAAUCCCCCACCGAGCCCCAAUGGGAGGACUAAUAAUAGAAUAUUAGAACACUGAUGAUGUUUUAGCAAAGAUAUUAGAUCACCCCCAUAUAUACAAGUUUGUUAUCUAAAUGCCCCUCUUCUCCAAACCCCAUGCUUGCACAGCUCUCUUCUGACAGAGAGGGACCAGUAUUGGAGGUUUUAGCCCUAAGUCAAUGUUGAUGUGUAUAUAAGAAGAAGUAGUACUGCUACAGCACAUAGAAGAAAAUAACAUGAAUGUGAAGGACUGGAUGGUAAGAAUAAGAAGCCAAGGCUUUUGCUAUUUAUAUUAUAUAUAAAAAAAGAGAGAUAAAAAGGAGAGAACAGUGGGGGUUGUUAUACAUAAGUCUGGGAUUCAAGAAAAAGGAAAAUGUAAAUAGGGUUUUGGUGGGUAGGUGGGUCGCUAAGGAAAGAGGCAGUGAAAAGACAAUGUACUCCCUGGUUUGAAAAUGGUUUCGGCUACUUGUCUGGAACGAUGAUGGUGUUUAUAUAAAAAGGAAAAUGAAGAUAAGAGAUUUUUAAUUAA